This is a messenger RNA of Heterobasidion irregulare TC 32-1, 6228 nucleotides long. RefSeq lists its product as uncharacterized. Gene Ontology annotation, molecular function: protein binding. Lineage: Eukaryota; Fungi; Basidiomycota; Agaricomycetes; Russulales; Bondarzewiaceae. Bases 1 to 6228 code for a protein of 2075 amino acids. The record is from RefSeq and is a predicted model, not a curated record. The transcript has 11 exons.
AUGGAGGACGACGAGCGUGUGAGAAGCAAAGGUGGCAAAGACAGCGCAAAACUUGCGUCGACCAACCUCACAAGUUCCCCCGCUCCCUUGAUCGUGUCUCUAGCCAACGACGGGCGCUCAUCAAUGGUUGAUAUCUUCCUCUCAACGCCCUACGACCAGUCGCUCCUCAGUGACCGAGAGGACAUUCCACAUCGACUUGGAGGCUACAGGACUAUGGACGACGAGCCCGACGACGAUGGACGCAGUUUCCGCGCACAGGUAAUGCUACAGAUGCUCUUUGCAGUAAUGCAAAAUCAGCAGCGCCGCGAGGAGGAGGAGCUGCGUACAAUGGGAGCAGACGUUAUCGAGAGAUCUGACAAUGAGAGAGCGGAUCAGAUCACGCCGAGUGACCGCAGCGGACAAGACAAGGACAUCGAAACGGCACCCCCAAACCGACCCAUCGGUCCUUGCGACGCUGUCAUCCAACUCAAACAGAAGCUCGUAUCGAAUUUGGAGAGCACGGAUAUAUUUUCAUGGGUGUCCAGCCAUCGCGACGAUGCUUUGACGGACUUGAGAGCGCACAGCGAAUGUCAUAGAGAGAUCUGGCGCACAUUGGAAGUGCUGGAAGAGCAAAGCGACCAAGACAGCGGCCUUGGCAAGUCGAUGUCAGCUGUCGCGAAGAACAGACAAGAAAUAUUCACAGCGCUCACGCGCGAGAUCUUCUACUGUUCACCAGCCCUCUCACUCAACCACCGCCUCGCCGCGGCGAAGCUUUUGGGCUUCCUUUGCGCCUCUCCUCCUUCACUCAGCGUCUUGGAGGAGAAGGUCUCCGUCUAUCGUGAUGUUCUUCACACACGACAUUACGUUCGCGAGGGAGAAGACCUUGCCGGCCUCCUUCGUGCCCUCGAGGCCCUGUGUCAGUGUUCGGACCUGUGGUAUCUCACGUUGGCAUUGGAGGAGCGUGCAUCGUUGAUGCGACAGGCGCUCGUGCUUUCCCAUGCCGACAAACACCUUAUCACCUCCCUUGCGAGUGUUCUGUUGAUGAUGUAUGACCGCAGCUCGCGGCCGGAGCACCUCCAAGAGGCAAAGCAGCUCGCAGAGGAAAUAAGGCAGCGCGAGGCAGGGUUGGACUGUGCGGUGCUGAGCACGAUGGAGACACAUCUGAACGAGACAGGCUCCUUCUUGCCCGACAUCGACACGUGGCUGAAACUACAUUGCAGGAUGACCACCCUUGCCCCAACCACGCACGUAAACUGCCCCGAACGACUGAUGACGCUCGAAACCGCGAUGAGGGAGCGGGGUUCAUCUGCGAGGGACCGGAUCAAGGUGGUCAAGGAGGCUGAGAGGCUGACGGGCUUAGGUAUCGGAGUGAGUAGCCGAUUGAAGGUCUUGAACGAGCUCGUGCGCCAAUAUAGAAUGAUCGAGACGGAGGAUGCUGCACGAGAGGCGUCACGGCUCACUGAAGCCGCACAAGGCCUCAUCAGGGGCUCCUGGCAUACCGUGCGGAAGCUUACCGAGCUCACGCGUAAAAAACUACCACACCCGUUCGACGACCCUCAUGAUAAGUCCCGCACCUCCAGUCUCUACUCCGCAGCUCUCGCCUUCGAUGCCACCGCCCAGCCGAUGCGGCACGUCCUCCCUCAACUUCUCUGGGUAAACCCAUUCCGUGUCGAGCAUCGUACGCUCAGCAACCCCGCCGAUAAGAUGGAAGACUACGCGCGCGCGUUCAGGCGCUCGGCGCUCGCGCUUGGAGACAUCGCUACAAUGGAGCAUGGAAGCCAGGAGAGGGCCCGCGCGUGCGUUGCACAUGCAUUGGCGCUAGUCGCGACGAACAGGCUAGAUGUAUUGGACCAAGCGGUCGGGCUUUGUUGGGAGGCGCUCCGCGGGUUCGGCUAUGGACCUGGACUAUCUGCGCCUGUCUCUGAAUCGCUGAGAAGGGCGCUUUCAGCGUUCAGUCACGCCUCGUACAUGCGCUACACGCACUUUGGCGCUUUGUUGGACCUCGAACAGUCGGUGAGCGCGCUCAAGAUAUGUCUCGCAGGCUUCACGGGUCCCGAGCGAUUCGCCUUUUACAAUUCGCUGAGCAUGUCGCUGGAGGCCCGCUUCCGGCGUCUGGGACAACAAGAAGAUAUACUGCUAGCCAUCGAGGCCUGCCGCGCGUUCCUGGCAGAGAGCGGAAUCCAUGAUCCGAUGAUCCAGAUGAUCGUCUUUUGGCGGUUCUCCAAGGCGCUCGUCGCAUAUCAUGAUGCUACCGGGGACGGCGAGGUGCUGGACAAGGCGGCGGGCGUCGGUCGUGACGCUCUGAGGCUCUGUGGUGCGGACCAUCCGUUGCUGGCUGUGAUCCUGGCAUUGCAGGGCACGAUUCUCCGACAGCGCUUCGUCGUACAUGGGAACGAGGAGGAUUUGAAGGCCGCUUGGACACUUGCAUGUGCUGCUGUGGCGACCCACGAGGCCUUCAAAGGCGAAGAUCAGAACAUGAUGGACUCCGUGGCAGCCAAAGGGAUGUGCGCCUUGGUGAUGUGGGAGGACGGGGGCAAGCUGGAGGACCUGAAUGCGGCAAUUGCGCUCUUUAGAGGCGUGGCGGAAGAACGGCGUGAGACGCACCCGGACAGAGCGGAGGCGCUCUUCAGACUUGGAGAUGCGUUGAAGAGACGGUACCAGCUUCAGGAGGCCGAGGGGGAUCUCGUCGAAGCCAUCUGCCUUUGUCGAGACGCGUUGGGAGCAGAGACGGACACACGGCACCCACGGUACCCCUUCUGGGCCGCGGGUCUUGCUGCGUGUCUGCUAGAGGUCUCGAAAAAAGAAGCCAACGCGGACGCGCUCGACGAGGCGGCGGUAUGGGCCGAGCUCGCGGUUUCGCUGGUCCCGGAGAUGCACCCGGGGUUGGCGGGCGUGAUGGUCACCUGGGGCGAUGUCGUAUACGCGAGGUACGAAUCGCGAGGAGACGUGAGUGACCUGGAUGAGUGCCUGCGCAUGUACGCUCAGGCGGCAACCUCGACGACUGCUCCGAGCGGUCACUGUCUGCGGCACACUAGGACGUGGGAGGCCGUCGCCACGAAAUACCAUCGCGCCUCUGAUGUUGGUGCCGUGUUCGACGCGCGCCUGCAGCAACAGCUUCGCACGGUGAACUUGGGGCGGUCCGUGCAGGCGCGACACGACAUUCUCGCGAAGAGCCCAAUCGAAAGCUCGCGCGCGGCCGCACACGCGAUCAAAGAGGGAAAGCUAGAGCAUGCUAUAGAGCUGCUGGAGCAUGGCCGGUCCGUCGUUUGGCAGCAGACGUUACGCCUUCGGCCGUCCAUGGACAAGUUGCACCAGGUCUCGCCUGCCCUCGCGGGCCGACUGUCUGCGACCAUCGAUGAACUCGAAGGCAUCAUGCGGGUACAAUCUGUGACAUACACGUUUGCCACGAUCGACAGCAUCAGGGAUCCUGACCGCACGGAGCGGCACCACCGCGAGCUCGCGGAGAGAUACGAGGGCUUGCUCGCUGAAGUGAGAAAGCUGGAUGGGUUCGGCGAUUUUAUGCGACUGACAAGGUUUGCGGACCUGGAGGGGAUCGCGCGCGAUGGCCCCGUCGUGGUCGUGAACCUGUGCGAAGACCGCUGUGAUGCGCUCGUGUUGACUGUCGCUCAUGGCAUCCGCCACGUCCCUCUGCCCGACGCCGACUUUCGACGGCUCGAAUCUGCGCAGGAAGAGUUGGCGUUCGCUGCAGAGUCUCUCGAGGAUGAUCCUACAAGGGACACCAUGCGUGCGAUGGACUCUGUACUUCUCAAGACCUUGCGCCUUCUCUGGAAGACGAUCGCCAAGCCCGUGAUUGAGGAGCUACACAAGCUCGGCGCCAUGGCGGAGCGUCUGUUCUGGUGCAUGGCUGGGGCGGCAGACAUGCCCAUACACGCGGCGGGACCCUAUGAAGGCGGGUGCUUGAAUUUGCCCGACAUCGUCGUGUCAUCAUACACGCCUACUCUCGCAGCCCUGCUCCGUGCAAGGAACUCCAUAGAAGCUGAUUCUGCGCGAAUACUGGCCGUGGCGCAGAGCGAAACGGCCGGGUUUUGUGAUCUGCCUUGCGCGAAGACGGAGAUCGAGGUUCUUCGAGAGUUCGCGUCUCUGCCUGUGACCGCGCUCGUCGACAGCGCGGCCUCGGCAGCCGCUGUGCUAGGUCACCUCCAGACGCACAGCUGGGUGCACCUCUGCUGCCACGGGACCGUCGACGCUCGACAGCCGUUGCUGAGCACGUUUCACCUGGGUCACGUCGGGCAACUGAACAUCGAGGCCCUGAUGCAGGCUCGGCUGCCGCAGGCGGACUUUGCGUAUCUGAGCGCGUGCCACACGGCGGUGGGAUCUGUCGCGCGGAACGAGUCGAUGAGCCUGGCGGCUGCGCUGCAGGUGACGGGGUUCCGGUCGAUCGUGGCGACGAUGUAUUCUAUCGGGGACGAGGACGGGCCGGUUGUGGCGAGGGAGGUGUACAAGUACCUGUUUCGAGACGACGCUCGGCCUGCGCGGUCGUCUGACGCGGCCGUUGGGGUGCAUCGGGCGGCGCGUGCGCUGCAGCAGUCGGGGGCGCAGAUGUUCCGCUGGGUUCCGUUCAUUCAUAUUGGGGGCAGUUUGACUGGAGCCAUGAAAGAUGACAUGAACCCUGGAAGCGCGUCGAGGCGAGGCGAACACUACCGCGCCUGGAUGUACGAGUACGAAGGGGCGUGGGAAGGCUGGAGGGAGCGUGGCUGCCGCGUGUGGCCGAUUACGGCGCCGCGAGUGGCCGUCGCCUUUCCUCCCUCGUCCUACAGUACUCGAUCGUCGCUUCCGUCGCUUCCCGCUUCCUGUCGCCCGCCUGCUUUCCCUCCUUCCCGGUGCACCAUGUCGGACUCGGCCUCCGCGACCAGUCCUGCCGCGUCUUCAGGUGCCUCCUCUUCGUUUUCUCUCUCUUUCUCUACUUUCUCUUCUUCUUCUUUCUCUUCUGCCCGAGCAUCGUCCUCUGGUCCUCCGCUUUCCUCGUCCGUCUUCUCCUCGUCCGUCUCGCUGACGACCCGUUCCGUUCCAGCUUCAUCUGCCCCGGCAUCCUCAUCCAUCGUCUCCACUUCCGCCCCUCCAUCCUCCACCCCCGACAGCAGCACAUCCGCUGCUCCCGUCUCCACAUCCACACCGCCCUCGUCUUCAGACAUACAGACAGCCUCCUCCUCCUCCUCUGUCCCUGCCACAUCCACUACCCCUGCCACCACCCCCGCUUCUGCCACCUCCCUCUCUCAAUCUGGAUCAUCUUCCAUCGCCGCCGCUUCCUCCUCUGCCGCAGCCUCUUCUUCCGCCGCCGCCGCCUCUUCUGCAGCACUCUCUUCUGCGCCCCCAGUAACGACCAUAGCGUCCUCGACCUUCAUCGGAACAAAUGCCCAAGGUCAAACCGUCACCACCGUCAUCGCGACCACCGAGACGAUCGCUGCCACCGCCGCCGCCGGCUCCCACUCCUCAUCGUCCUCAUCCAAUACGGGCGCCAUCGCGGGCGGUGUCGUCGGCGGCGUCGUCGGCCUCGCCCUCCUCGUGCUCCUCGCCUGGUUCUGGCGCCGCAAGUCCCGCAAGGACGACUUUGACGGAAACUUUGACCCCGACCGCGUCGUCCGUCACUCUGGCCACGGCCCCAUCGACCUCGCAGACGCCCCCGAGGUCACCCCAUACGCGUACAACCCCGCACAGCCCCAGACCGCCUUGGGCGGUCCAGCCGCCGCCGAAAACGGCACAGCGAUGAGGCAGCACCAAGACGGCAAAUCCUCGCUGCUCACGGCUGGCAUCGCCGGUGCCGGGGCCGGCGCGGCAUACGGCCGGAGUCCCCCGCACUCGGCCUCGCACUACGCCCCGCCGUCCAACAGCGACCCCAGCGAGUACCCGCGCUCGGACGCGUCCUCGCACUACCCGCCCACCAGCCCCGCAGGCAGCGCCUUCCCGUACGGCGACUACCGCCAUCCGUCCCCCGGCCCCUCGCUCCCCACGACGCACUCCUCGACCGGCAACACCUCCAGCGCGCCCGCUCCCGGCGCGUGGCAGAAUCCGCGGAGCGCAAAGGAGCGCGAGGCGCUGGGCGAGCGCUUCGGCCAGAUGGCGCCGGGGGGGCCGGGCGGGUUCGUGCUGGCGAACCACGGCGAGGAGGGCGCGGGCGCGGGCGCGUCCGGCUCGGGCGUCGUGCAGCAUCGAGACGGCGGGCGCGCGCCUGAGGACGUCCCGAACGAGAUUCCGCCUUCGUACGACUCGAUCCCGGCGGGCGCCCGCUGA